GGACAAAACGCCCACCGCUGCAGCGCUGUGCGCUCUGAUUUACGGGGAAAUAGCAGCAAAACCAGGUGUAUUUCUCGGGACUGAACGUUGGUCUGGAACGCCGCAAAUCUGCACAUUCAGAGCUGAAUCGAAGGAAAGAAGAUGUCGGCAGUUUAUAAAGAAGACCAGGAAGACUGGCUGACUGUGUGUCUGAAGUACAUGCUUUUUGUUUUCAACUUCCUCUUCUGGAUGGGUGGAGCUGCUGUCUUGGGUGUAGGAGUCUGGACACUUGUGGAGAAGAGCGACUACCUGAGUCUGCUGGCCUCCAGCACGUUUGCUGUCUCGGCAUAUAUCCUCAUCCUGGCUGGCAGCCUGGUGGUUGUUACGGGCUUUUUGGGCUGUUGUGCUGUCAUCCGGGAACAGAGAAGCUGUCUAUCCACGUAUUUCUUUUUCCUGCUGUUGAUCUUCUUGAUUGAACUUGUGGCUGGAGUGCUGGCAUACGUGUACUACCAGAGGCUGAGUGAGGAGCUGAAGCAGCAUCUCAACCACACUAUGACAGAGAACUACGCUCAGCCAGGGAAGCAGGCUAUCACAUUAGCUGUGGACAGACUCCAGCAGGAUUUCAAGUGCUGUGGCAGCAACAACUACAAUGACUGGACGCAGAGCGUGUACGUGUCAUUAGGGCAGGCAGACGGCCGGGUGGUGCCUGACAGCUGCUGUAAGACCAUCACCCCUCACUGUGGCAGGAGAGACCACCCCUCCAACAUCUACAAGGUGGAGGGUGGUUGCAUAACUAAACUGGAGCAGUUCCUGGCGGACCACCUCCUGGUCAUCGGUGCCGUGGGCAUAGGAGUAGCCUGCCUGCAGAUCUGCGGGAUGGUGUUCACCUGCUGCUUGUACAGAAGGAUCAAGAUGGAGCCGUACUGAGCACACCAGGCCUCCAACACAACGUCUUCAACAGGCAGAUGGAACGUGGCUUGCUGACAACUAACUUUGACCUCUGAAUUUUGACCUUCUAAUUUAAGCCUCGUGCACAUACAUGGCUCCGAUCACCGACCUUACAGUCAGAAACAAAUAUUUUUGUAAACUCACAUGCAGGCUAGUGAAUUUCUGUUAUUUGACUGUGAUCUAGGCUAAAUGCGAUUAGAUCACAGCUGAGGUUUAGGCCUUGUCCACAUGUACUUUGGCAUUUUUCAAAAAACAUUUUUUUCCCCGAUGUGUUCUGCCUUUUGAAGUAGAGUGUCCCUCCCACUGUGUCCUUCUGGCUGAUGGUGCUAACAUUGCUAACAGCGCUUUAUACAUGUUUAAUGACACAUGUACAGUUACUGUUGCCCUACAUGUAGGAUAUAGAGGAACAGAGAAAUCAAAAUUAGUCCAUACAUGUAUACUUGGUAAAUGUUCUGCACCUAAAUGGAGCUUUUUGAACAUUAGCUAGGUUCUGCUAAGUGCCUCAUAAUAGCUGUGCCUAAAUUUAGGGGCUGCAUCCCUUGAAGGCCUUCAUGAAAUGCAAAAAUUAAAUCAAACAUUUCUAAAUUUGAUGGUUUGGCCUAUGAAGGACUUCCCACAGCUCAACACCUGUCACCUAGCAACAUUGACAGCCGAAGCUGACAGCUGGGACAAAAGCUGAGACUUCAGUUGUUUUGUCCACCAAAUUGUCAGAAAUGCAACCUGUGUGCAAUGAAUCGUGGAAAAAGACGAAUCCACCCUUUUGAAUCCUUGGCAACCUUGGAAGAGAAGGACACAUUUACUUCCAUUUGAAGGAGUCUUUGAAAU
Stegastes partitus (bicolor damselfish) is the source of this 1752-nucleotide messenger RNA. RefSeq names its product tetraspanin 11 (gene tspan11). Gene Ontology annotation, cellular component: plasma membrane. Lineage: Eukaryota; Metazoa; Chordata; Actinopteri; Pomacentridae. The coding region runs from base 142 to 906 and encodes 254 amino acids. The transcript is spliced from 8 exons. The record is from RefSeq and is a predicted model, not a curated record.